AUAAUAUACUACAGCAAUUACGUGUAACUACAAUGUGUGUAUGUAGUAGUCAUUUGGAAAAGUAUAGGUCGUAGGAUGCAAAUAUAUUAUUAAACCUUUGUUUCCGUUUAGGAACACUAAAAAUCGAUGGACAGACUUCCUGUCAGUAAAACAACAAUAUGGCUGCGCUCCGCAGGGGUGUGUUUGGAUUCAGAUCAUUUAGGUUGUCUUCAUUUUUACUAAACUCUAGUAGGCAGAAAGUCGUGAGUAGAGACCGGGUUCCCUUUCUGUUCAGAUGUAAUUACAGCAAACUGGCACUGGGAGUCGGGACAGGGCUCUGUGCUGUUCCAUUUUCAAAGAAAUCUGAAGAUCUCACACAUGAAGCACUGAUUAAACGGGCAGUAUCACUGGUAACAAACAGUGCCAAUACCUAUUUGUCACAAACAACUCUUGCUUUAGUAGAUACGCUAACAGAGUACACCAAGGCAUUGUACACCUUGAUCUCCAUUCAGAAGCGUUAUGUCGGUCUCAUUGGAAAGAUGAAUCCAAACGAGGAAGAUGCUAUUUGGCAACUUGUAAUUCGUUCUCGUGUGGAGGUAAAUGAGAAGCAAGAAGACUGCAAGCGUUUUGAAUCCAAUUGGAUGAAUGCAGUAAACCUGUCAGAGAGGGCUGCAGAGGCUGCUUAUGUUGCUGGAGCUGACCAGGCCUCUGUUUUUGCACGCAGUCACUUGCAGAUGUCACAGACUCAGGUGGAGGAGGCGAGACAGCUGUCUUUAAAAGCAGAGAGAAUGUUAGCCGAAGUCCAGGCAGAUGAGAUCAGGAGAACAGCACAGCAGGCGCAAACAUCAGAAAGUGCUGCUGGAUUAGAAGAAGAAAUUCCUGAUGCAUAUCUACGAGAAGACUAAACAUUUUACAAAAAGAAUGUGUGAUUAUGAUCAUCCCUUAUUGUUUAAUGCUCCUUGCAAUAAUUGCAUACACUGUGUCACACUGAUUAGGAUCCGCAGAUCUAUAACUUAUCAAGUUUAAUUAUUUAAGCAUAUCAUACUUAUGUUGAAUUAGUGUUGACCUGGCUGCCUAUGGUGACCCUAGACAGUGUAAUGCCACUAAUGCAAUGUUUCUCCAAUUUAUUUCUCAACCCUUUUGUUUAAAGUCUGCAUUUAUUUAAAGAAAACCUAUAAAUAUCAAGAGCACUAAAAACAAAUAUCCUGUUAAAUGACAUCACCAUGUUGUCACAGUGUCUUACUAAAUUACACACAGAUACAUUUCUUUCUUUUUUACAAGAUGUGGAAAGAUUCCUUGUCAUUGUAGCAUUGGAUAACAUGCCAUGACAAGGUUCUCAUCUCUGAAAUUCAGUGAGAGAUGAGGACCUUGUGAAAGCGAUGCACAUAUUACUCUGUGUUCUGUAAUGCUUCAGCUUCACUUUAGAACCAGAGAACAUGUACUAAUGAGAGGAGGCCAUUUGGCCCAUCUAUACUUGCUGAUUGAUCUAAAAACUUUGUUAACUUGGGUCUUAAAGCAUCCCCAUGAUGCAGCAUCAGCAACAUUUACCUGUUUUCUAAGGGCUAACCCCAAAAUAUGUAUGUUUGUGGAUCUGAAUUCCUUACUGGGGAUAUAGUCAAAAGUAACUUCACCUGUCUUGUUAGGCUGUUCUUCUACUGCACCUAUUGUGCCCCCUAUUGGGGCCACAAAUGCGAUGUCACACAUGGGUUUUCUCACCAUGCAGAUCAAGAAUCAUGACUGAUGGGUAUUUAAAGUUUAUUUUUAUUUGUUAUGUUUCCUUUAAUAUGAAGACUACUAUGCCUGUGUUGUUCAAAUGAUUGGAGGUUUGCAAAAAAUAAGUAUAUGUUUUAGUCACUGCUUUUGUAACUUGUGUACAGAAUGGGAAGAAACUGUCUUUGUGGUGUAAUUGUUAGGUUGUGGAUGUGGGAGAUCAUAGGUGUCAUCUGUCAAUUCAUUUUUUAAAGAGACUACUAUCGUGAUCCUGUAGAGUGGGUCAUUAGGUGAUGCAUGGAUUUGAAAAUAGUUUGGAAAUGGUUUAUUAUUUUGUAAAUGUAUAAAUAAAAUAAAACAUGUACUAUUUUAUGAUUCCUCUCUCUCUCUCAAAAGAUAUUUGGUAAGGGGUCUGAGAGGAGAAAUGGGCAAUAAAACCCCAUCCCCAGUUGUUCUGUAAAUCAAAGAUAUAGGGGUGAGGAGAAGUUAACAUUGUUAGGUUUAUUCCCUAUGUGGUUACUACAGGUUUAGUGACAAAAAAUCUCAUGUUUUUAUAUCUGUAUUCUCAGUAAGGCCGCUUUCCUCUGCCAGGGGUUGAUCCUGUUUGCUGUUAUUAACACAUUCCAUUAGAGGCUGUGAUUGUGAUGCGAGUAGUGUGCUAUACACGUUUCUGUGUGUGUGUGUGUGUGUGAUAUUAGCAAAAUUUAAACUGAGGGUUAUUUUUACUAUAGCCCCAACUUUAAACUGCUUGAUAUUAUGGUACAGUGUGUUAUUUGUGUGUAUGAGGUACCAUAAAUCUGAAAAAUA
Molecule: messenger RNA, 2496 nt
Organism: Acipenser ruthenus (sterlet)
Lineage: Eukaryota; Metazoa; Chordata; Actinopteri; Acipenseriformes; Acipenseridae
Product: diablo homolog, mitochondrial-like
Exons: 6
Coding region: 159-884 (241 amino acids)
Biological process (GO): neuron apoptotic process; intrinsic apoptotic signaling pathway in response to oxidative stress
Cellular component (GO): mitochondrion
Source: RefSeq, a predicted model, not a curated record